AGAAAACCUAACAUUCUCUCACUAUCCUCCUUUCUUUAACUUCCCAUGAAUCACUCUUCACAGCAUUUCUUUUCAAACCAAACAGCUCAUCUCUUUCCUGUUUUUUGCUCUCUCUACAAACGCUUCUCUCUCUCGAAUUCUCUCUUUUGAAUUGAUCAAAUCGAAUUGAAUGGCGAGGACAGGCAACAAGAACAUACAAGCCAAACUGGUGGGUACUUCUUGGGGACAUGGGAACUGGAAAAACCAGUUUAGUAUUAAGAUUUGUCAAAGGCCAAUUUUACGAAUACCAGGAAUCUACAAUUGGAGCAGCCUUCUUCACUCAGGUUUUAUCAUUAAAUGAUGCUACUAUAAAAUUUGAUAUAUGGGACACAGCAGGACAAGAACGGUACCAUAGCUUAGCUCCAAUGUACUAUCGUGGUGCAGCAGCUGCUGUUGUUGUCUAUGACAUCUCAAGCAUGGAGUCAUUUCAACGAGCCAAAAAGUGGGUUCUAGAACUGCAAAGACAAGGAAAUCCAAACUUGGUAAUGGUUUUGGUGGCAAACAAGGUUGACUUGGAGAUGAAAAGAAAGGUGGAGAGCGAGGAAGGGGAGCAAUAUGCUAAAGAAAAUGGCUUGCUUUUCUUUGAAACUUCUGCAAAAACUGCACAGAACGUAAACGAACUCUUUUAUGAAAUAGCAAAAAGAUUGGUGAAAGCGGCCCCUUCACGGCCGACUGGAAUGAAGCUGCACAGCAUGUCACAACAAAGGGGAAGAAGACUAUUUUGUUGCUCUAUAUGAUACCCAAACUCGGUCAACAAUUUAAUUGUAUCCUCCUAUUAUUUGCGACGAUGUGGGUGUAUGAGAUGGGAAUUCAUGAUGGGCCAAAUCAAAGUUGAAGAUUCCACGAGUCACAUUUCACAGAGAUUUGUAUGUCUAUGGUGUGUUUUGCAAAAUCUGGUGACAUGUGAUGAAAUGACUUGCAUGCUGAUUUGUGCACAAGAAUUGUUAUUAAACUCUAAAUGAAUGAAGCUGCUGCAAUAAUGUCGUACAUAAAAAAUAUGGCUUGCAUCAGCCGAGAAUUGAUAUUUAUAAACCAAGGACAGAACCAUUUCAAAUUCA
Cornus florida is the source of this 1097-nucleotide messenger RNA. Its product is annotated as ras-related protein Rab5-like. Gene Ontology annotation, molecular function: GTP binding; GTPase activity. The record is from RefSeq and is a predicted model, not a curated record. Lineage: Eukaryota; Viridiplantae; Streptophyta; Magnoliopsida; Cornales; Cornaceae. The coding region runs from base 228 to 776 and encodes 182 amino acids. The transcript has 8 exons.